Molecule: messenger RNA, 809 nt
Organism: Ruditapes philippinarum (Manila clam)
Lineage: Eukaryota; Metazoa; Mollusca; Bivalvia; Venerida; Veneridae
Product: universal stress protein Sll1388-like
Source: RefSeq, a predicted model, not a curated record
AUAAAAAAAACUUGCUUGUCAAUGAAAACCAUCUGUUACUUUGACAGAAAAUUGUGAAGAAAAGCGCACGUGAGAAUUAGAAAAUCAGAUUAAAACGCUACAAGAAAAAUAAUGGACACUUCAGCAAAUGAAGCUAGAAAAAGGAAAAUUGUUAUUGCAAUAGAUGGAAGUAAAACGGCGGAGCAUGCAUUCAAGUGGUAUGUGGAAACAAUACACGAGAAAGGAGAUUUUGUCAUUGCCUUGUAUACCCCAGAGUUUAAAAACCUUACACAUAUAUCUUGCAUGGCGUCACAUAUGUCUAUAAUGACGGCAGAUCCAGCACUGAUGACAAAUUUGAUAGAGGAAGAGCAAAAACACACACGUAAACUCAUUGCUGAAAUACAGGAGCUGAUGAAACAAGCUGAUGUAGAAGGUACUGUAAAAUCAAUGAUUGGAAUGCCCGGGGAUCAGAUUGUCAAGGUAGCGGAAGAGGAAGGAGCUGCUUUUAUCAUUACCGGAAGUCGUGGACUAGGGACUUUACGGAGAACAUUUUUAGGUAGUGUCAGUGACUUUAUUGUGCAUCAUGCAACAGUUCCAGUGUUCGUGUGUAAACCGGAAACACAAGGUGACAUGACCUAAACGGUGAAGCGUUAUAUUUGGUAAAGUGUGAAACAAAUGAUUCGAUGGGGCAAAAUGACUGGUAGCCCUAUAUAUUUGAAUUAUUCAUGUAGAAUAACAGAAUUUUAGCAAAGUGGUGUGUUAUGAAUUUUACUCAUUAUUUUAGUUGAUAUUGUAAAAAUUAUGAUAGUGUUAUUGAUGAUUAAAUAUUU